AUGGCAGUGAGAAAGAUUUUGCGGGAUUUGAGUAGUGGGAAGAAGCUACUGCCCUUGUUCACUCCUACUUCUUUGCUGCAUUCUCACGCAACAAGCUUCGGAUUUAAAGAAGUACCGGAAGAAGAAAAGAGCCAAAUGGUUGGUAAUGUCUUCAGCAGUGUUGCUUCAAACUAUGAUCUGAUGAAUGAUUUGAUGAGUGCUGGACUACAUAGAUUAUGGAAGGAUAGACUGGUUGCUAAAUUGAAUCCAUUUCAAGGAAUAAAGCAUCUUGAUGUGGCUGGUGGAACAGUAAUUUGUGCCACAACCUUGAUGCAAGAGAAUAAUAAAGAGAAAAUGUUCAAUGUCCUCAAUACUUCUUCUACAUGUAACACCCCACUGGAAAGAAAGGCAAGCAUAUGGUCUUCCAUGAAUCACAUCACAGGGGAUGUUGCUUUUAGGAUCCUCGAAACUAUAAAUAGUGUCAAUCGAAGAGCCAUGCAAGAUGCUCUUGAAGACAAUUUACAGGAAGAAACUCAGAUAUAUGUAUGUGACAUCAAUCCAAAUAUGUUGAAUGUUGGUAAAAAACGUGCCCAAGAAAGAGGUCUUGGAGAUGAUGGAUCCCUCAUAUGGGUGGAAGGAGAUGCAGAAGCCCUAUCUUUUGAAGAUAAUUCGAUGGAUGGUUAUACAAUUGCAUUUGGGAUCAGGAAUGUUACACACAUAGAGAAAGUCCUAUCUGAAGCUUAUAGGGUACUUAAACAGGGGGGACGAUUCCUUUGCCUCGAAUUGAGCCAUGUAGAAGUUCCAGUUUUCAAGCAAUUGUAUGAUAAUUACUCAUUUUCGGUCAUCCCCGCUCUUGGAGAGCUCGUGGCUGGCGAUCGGGAAUCUUAUCAAUAUCUAGUUGAGAGUAUUCGUCGCUUUCCCCCUCAGGAGACAUUUGCUACAAUGAUUGCAGAGGCUGGGUUUCAGAAGGUUGAAUAUGAAAAUCUUGUUGGGGGAGUGGUCGCUAUCCAUUCAGGGCUGAAGUUUUAGCCGCUUAUUGGUGAAAACUGUAUUCAGGUUUUUUGAUCUCUCUCUUUUUUUUUUUUCUUAAUGUCAUUUUGGCAUCAAAAUUGAAAGGUGGCUUGCGGGAGGGUACAAGUCAAGUACAGAUUAAAUUUGAAAAAUUCCAGAUUUUCAGCCGUUGUCGGCAUCCCAGUGGCCAAGUGCUCUUUCCCAACCAUGCAGCAAUUGAUCAAGUCUAAUGAGUAGGGGUCCGUAAAGGUGCCAAGUAUGGCCAGUUCUUCCUCCGUAAAGGUGCCAAGCAUGGCCUGUUCUUCCUUUAACAUUCUUGAAAAAUGCCAAUGGGCUGUGUUAAGUAAAAGACAUACUUUAGAAUUUUCAUUCAAUGUGGCAAAGAGUUUGUCUACGGCAAUGUUCAUUCAUUCUAUGGACAUUGUCGACGCAAUUUUUACCUCAAAUAAAGGAUUGAUUUGAUCGAAG
Messenger RNA from Ilex paraguariensis (yerba mate), 1458 nucleotides. NCBI's taxonomy places the organism in Eukaryota, Viridiplantae, Streptophyta, Magnoliopsida, Aquifoliales, Aquifoliaceae. The record is from the annotation of a GenBank genome assembly.